CAAAUGUGAUAUAAAAUUACCAGCCUCGUGGGUUUUGCAUCUCGGCAAUAUUCUGUACGCUCUUGAGUCUGUUGUACUGAGGCUCUGUGUCCAGACGCAAAUAUGCGACUAUUUCGCAGCGGCCAUGCCGCCAUUUCCAUCUUGACUGUCGUUCUUCUUUACCCAUAUACACUCUUUGCAAGUCACUCAGAUGGUCUUUCGCCGUACGGCAAUGGCUAUGCGCCAGACACUGUUCAUCCACAUAGCCAAGGCCAUGGACUGCACGAGUCUCGUGGCACUGAUUUAGACCCCAACGAAUUCAACAACUUGACAGUCACAGUUGAUCAGAGUUCUCGAUUUGAUCGAAGAGCUGCCAAAGACUUUUAUCUCAGAGUAAUGCCGCUUGGUGCUUCCAUUACUCAAGGCUACAAGUCUAGCGACGGUAAUGGCUACCGCAAGUGGCUUCGGGCUCAGCUCCGAUUCCGCGGAUGGAAGGUCAACAUGGUUGGAUCAGAGAGAGAUGGUACCAUGGCAGACUCGGACAACGAAGGUCAUCCUGGCUGGACCAUUGAGUCCGUCCACGGCGCUUGGACAAAAAGCAAGUGGAUGAAGCCGAACCUGGUUCUCAUCAACGCUGGAUUAAAUGACUGCAACUCCGGAGGCGACCCUAGCAAAGCCGGCGAACGAACAAAAAGCCUCGUUGAUGAUAUCUUCGACAGUGUCCCCGGCGUGACAGUUAUUCUAUCAACCCUCCUCCUCAACAAAGACUCCUCCAGAAACUCCUGCUCCGACGAUAUCAGCAAGCAAAUCCGAAAUGUCGCAGCAGGAUACAAAGGGGCACGCAUCGCCCUCGCCGACGUCCGAAGCGUCAUGUCCAUGGACGACAUCGGUCCUGACAAGGACCACCCUACCGACGAUGGCUACAAGAUGUUAGCGGGUGUCUGGUGGGAUGCCAUCAGCAAGAUUGAAGACCAGAUCCAGACACCUGCAAAGGUUGAUAAUAUCGAUGAUGCCCCUGGUGGUUCGAGCAACCAGUGUAAGAAGGUUGCUGGUAAUGCUGGCUUGCCUGGUCAGUCUCAGAUGGGCAGUGGUCAUGAUGAUGGCAAUUAUGUUCACAAGAGCACUUCGAAGGGUGUUAUUGAGAGUGCCAAGAUUGAUAAGGGGAGUGACCCAAAGCCAAUUACUGAUGCGAUUCCUUGGCAUAUUUUCUCCACGAAUGUUGUCAAGGGCGACCCGAAUGCGGAACGGACUGCUUCUCUUGAUGAUUGGAUUCGUGUGUACCAUAACACGAAGGACAAGAAUGCAUACUGGUUCCGUCAGAACUUGGGAGGAGGCAAGUUUGGCAAGUCAGUUCAGUUCAAUGUUGACAUGAACUGCGAUCUGGGUCCUCGUAAAUACUUCCAGUUUGAGCAGAACAAUGACGGCCUCGACGACUUCUUUUGUAUCAAGGAGAACGCUGUAUGGGUCUCGCUCAACCGAGGCGGAAACCCUCCCAAGUUCGAGAGCAUCGGCCAAGUCAUUGGUGGUUUCGAUGGCCUGAAAGCCACUGAUGUACGCAUCGCAGAUAUCGAUGGCGACGGUAGAGCAGAUUUUUGUUUAGUCAAGUCUGCUAGUGAAACAGCAUGCUCUCGGAACGGUGGCUGGGGUGACAAGCCUCAAUGGCAAGGUUUCAGUACAGCCAAGGGCAUUCGUGGAACUGUCUUCAACACUGCCCAACCUGACAAGGCCGGCAUAAUCCUUGCGGACCUCAACGGAGAUUUCCGGAGCGAUGUAAUGUAUAUUGGCGAUCAUGGUCAAGUCAGUACAUGGAUCAACAACAGAGGCAGCGGCAGCGGAAUAGUACCGAAAUGGAGAUCCGCAGGCCAAACCCAUGCAGGCCAGGCCGUGUCAGGCAUCCAAGACAGCAUCAAGUUUGGACGUAUCUACGGCUCCAACCGCCUUGACUACAUCUUCCUCAAAGAGGAAAAAGACCACUUCGACAUAGUCGUCUGGCAGAACCAAGGCGCUGGAGGAACAAAGCUCAAGGCAGAUGGCAACUACUACUGCGACAUGCGUGGUACUGGCAGCGAUGAUUAUGUCUGGAUCUACCAGGACGGUCAUGCUGCCGAGAUCAAUGUCAACAUCCACUCCCCGCCUGCGUGGGGACACAAAACCAAGAUCGAGCUUAGGGUUCCUGGGCCGCGAAACGGUAUUCAUCUCGCUGACUGGACUGGCGAUGGGAGAUGCGAUGUCAUUGUGCAAAAUAAGGCGACUGGGCAUUUGACAGUGUACAGGAACCAGUACGACAAUGGAGCCGACAAGAUCUCAUUUGACAGUGGUACCGCUGUGGCGACUGAUUGCAACCAAGGCUGGGGUGUUGGUAUCUUUGAUCUGGGAAUGAGAUUCCAUGACAUCGAUGGCGAUGGACGAGCUGAUGCGUUGUGCAUCGAGAAGAACGGCCGUAUCACCGGUUGGCUCAACAAAGCCAAUGGUCUCGAGAACGUUGGCCAGAUCAAGUUCUCAGAGGGAUGGAAAGUUACACCGGAUCGAGCAAAUAUCCGUUUUGCGGAUGUCGAGGCGUCUGGACGAGCCGACCUUCUUCAUGUUGACAAGUACACUGGUGCUGUUGACGUCUUCGCCAACAAGGGUAAUAAAGCUCAAGGCGGUAGCUCGUUCUCUUGGACCAACCACGGCAUGCUCUACAAUCCUAUCGAUCGAGGCGAGAACAUGCACUUUACGAACCAGGGCGGUAAAGGUCGAGCGGAUUUAGUCAAGGUUGAUCCUCAAACGAACAAGGCUUGGACUUACUGGAACCGGUGUAGCUCGACUGGUGGAGACGACAGUUCCCCAACAACGGACCCUGGUUUGCCCAAGACUGGCGGUGGUUCUGUAGGAGACGACAUUCCGAUUAUUGACCUACCCGGUAAAGGUGAAGACCAUGACAAGGGCGUCUGCGAAUAUACGAUUCAGACCGAGGAUAUCAACAUCGCUCACAAAAGCUGGAAAGACAGCGGCUCGUCUGAGUGGUGGAAGAAGUGGAUUCACGACCACGGAGCAAAGAAAUGGUCCGAUCGCUUUUUUAUGCAAGUCAUGGACACGCCAGGAGGUUUGACUUACGAUUGCACUGUCUUGACCUCUUCGAGCUGCGCCUUGCCCGAGAGCAAAGCCUGCUCCACUUAUAUUUCUCCACAAGGCUACUACAUGCACUUCCAGAUAUCUAAUACCUUUGAUGGUUUCAAAACGCUUUGGUGGCAGACUAUCAAGGAAUCCGUAAUCCAGCUCUCCUCGGAGAUCAAGAAGAUUGUCCGAGAAAACGGCACACCUCCCCAGGAAGAAAACGGAGACUUCGUCAACAUGCUCGUUGGCAUCCUGACUUCGCUAGCAGGCUUUGGAGCUGCUAAGCCUCUCUUCACUGGCACAAUGACUUCCUUUGCCGGUGUGUUUGCCGCGAUGUCGGCUGGCACGAGCUGGGAAGAGAAGGUCUCACCAGAAACCUUGGAAAAGAAGCUUGAGGAAGCAUAUGGUGAGAUGUUUACUCAGAUCCUCAACUCGACUGACAACUUUGUUGGCAACAUGUUUGGUGGUGUACCCCCAUCCGGCUGGAGCGACGACAAGAUGACGGACUUUGUGUAUGAGUUCUUCCGUGAUGGUGACUGGCUGAGUAGAGACAUUACAAAGCCUUUUAUGAACCAUUAUAUCACGCAGGUGCAGAGCAAAUGGGAUGAGUUCGCUGUUGUCAAGGCCAUGAAGUCAAAGAACAAAGCCGAUUACUUCCUCAUGGUCAGUGAUGAGGACACUGAGUGCUCAAAGCACCACAACGGCGUUGGCACGAUUCCAACUUAUCAGGACAUGUCUGAACAAGUCUGCAAAGAUCACAUGGAAGGCUGUCUCUGGCACGAGAAGCGCUGAAUCUGUUUUGGCACCAAAGGCAACGGUCCUGGGAGUAUCGGUGGAGUACGAAACCUCCAAGGCGAUGAGCUCAAGACGCUGAAAGGCUACGUUUUUGACUAUGAAGCGGCUCUCAAGAACAACUACGAUUGCGUAAAGUAUCGAAUCGACAACCCCAAGCGCUGCGUUUCUGUCAAUGGCAACGUUCCCGAGGAAUGCAAUAUUAAAGACGCCACUGUUCCGGAUUACAACGACAUGGAUAUCGAGAACCCGAUUCAGUAUACCAAGUGCUGGUUCAACUUGCCGCCGGCGAUGGGAUACCAGUACCUCUGUGGAUGGACUGAAACUUGAGCGAGGCUCUGACUGCACCUCCCGGAAGUCUUUUUAUUUAAUUCCUGUAUAUAACAUCUUCAUGUCAACGUUUAUUCUCCCAUAAGAUGAACUUUAGCUAAUCUUAAUCGCAACUCUUGCGUAAAGCCACUAAGUUCUCUCUGCCGG
Molecule: messenger RNA, 4344 nt
Organism: Fusarium verticillioides 7600
Lineage: Eukaryota; Fungi; Ascomycota; Sordariomycetes; Hypocreales; Nectriaceae
Exons: 18
Coding region: 103-3867 (1254 amino acids)
Molecular function (GO): phosphatidylcholine lysophospholipase A1 activity
Source: RefSeq, a predicted model, not a curated record